GUGUUAUCAUUUUUGUUUUGUGUGUUAAGCAUCUAGUGUUUUCGUUUUCAUGAUACCUACAUCGUUGGGAUAACCAACAAAAAUACGCCAAAGUAUAAUGAUAUAAAUGUGUGUCAAAAAAAUAAAUUAUCGGCCCGUGAUUAACAUUAAUGUGUACAAUUGUUAUUUACUUGCUGAUAAAAAUAAAAAAAUAACAAUAAAAAGAAAGAUACACAGUGCUACAGACAACAGUGUUGGCCGGGAAAUCAGCAUUUGAUGACGAUUUUCUGUACCAAAUGAAAUUUUUAACAAGCAUGUUUGAUUCCAUGUUCCUGAGCACGUUGACUCCGAAAUUUUAUGUCGCACUAACCGGGACCUCGUCUCUCAUAUCAGGUCUCAUUCUGAUCUUCGAAUGGUGGUACUUUAGAAAGUAUGGUACGUCGUUCAUAGAACAAGUAUCCCUGAACCACAUCUCACCCUGGAUUAGCGGUGGGGACAAUGGCUCCGAAAGUAAUGGCACAAGUGCAAACAACACAAACUCUUCCAGUCAGCAGAAUGUGCCCGAGUGCAAAGUCUGGAGGAAUCCUAUCAAUUUGUUCAGGGGAGCAGAGUACGGGAGAUUUUUCAACUCAACGAACAAAGAGCCUCUGACUUACUAUGACAUGAAUCUUUCAGCCCAGGAUCACCAGACCUUUUUCACGUGUGAGGGUGAUAUCGGCAAGGCUGAGUACGAGAUCAUGCAAACCGCUUGGAGAGAGCGAAGCACAUUAGUGCGCAUACAGGCAGCAAAAAAGGCACUGGAGCGCAAUCCAGACUGUGCACCUGCUUACAUUUUGCUUGCCGAGGAGGAGGCUCAAACUAUUGUAGAAGCUGAAAAAAUACUCAAACAGGUACUCAAAGUGGCCGAGAACAAUUACAGAAAGUCGCAAAAUACACAGCAUCAGGGUGCCAUAGCAGAGGCGAUACACAGGCGGGACACAAACGUCCUCAUCUACAUAAAGAGGAGACUCGCCAUGUGCGCCAGAAAGCUAGGCAAACUGAAGGAAGCUGUAAAGAUGUUCCGAGACCUUACAAAAGAGGUACCUCCUAUCAUGAACGUCUUGAAUAUCCACGAGAACCUGAUAGAAGCGCUCCUAGAGAUGCAAGCCUACGCUGACGUCCAGGCGGUACUCGCCAGGUACGACGACAUCAGUCUGCCAAAGUCGGCGACGAUAUGUUACACGGCAGCUCUGCUGAAAGCCAGACAGGUGGGUGACAAGUUCUCAACUGACUUCAUCAACCGCAGGAACCUGAGUGCCGUGGAGAUGGCGGCCGUUGAGGCGAUACACAGAGCCGUGGAGUUCAAUCCGCACGUACCCAAGUACCUGCUCGAAAUGAAGCCACUGAUUCUACCCCCGGAGCACGUGCUCAAGAGAGGUGACUCCGAGGCGAUAGCCUACGCGUUCUUCCACUUGCCCCACUGGAAACAGGUAGAGGGAGCCCUGAAUCUCCUUUACUGCACGUGGGAGGGAACAUUUAGGCACCUGCCUACGCCGUUAGAACGGGGCCACCUCUUUUACCCGUACCCAACGUGCACUGAGUGUGCGGAUCGCGAACUUUUACCCUCCUUCCACGAGGUCAGCGUCUAUCCCAAAAAGGAGCUGCCCUUUUUCAUACUCUUCACCGCGGGCCUGUGCUCGUUCACGGCUCUCGUAGCACUACUGACGCACCAGUAUCCCGACACUAUGGGCAACGUCGCCAAGUCGAUGUUAAGCUGGCUGUCGCUGCCCUUCAACUACGUCCUCGAAAAACUAGAGCCCGUCGCGCCCACGAAUCUCUGGCAGUACCUGCUGAAGACGCUGAGUCCCUAAAAAAGAAGCAACCAAUGGACUGUCCAAGGCGCGUUGUGGUAGUUUUUUCUGGUCAAGGGAGAGCCUGGUGAAAAUGGUCUCGAUUUGUUUGACACGCUUUUUUUAUUUACAUAGCUAAGAAUCUCUUUUUGUUAGGUAUUUUAUUUUAGACAAUUCGACUUUCUGUGAAAUUAGGUUGAGAUAAACUGUGAUAAUCCUUUUUUUUAUUUUUUUUUUUUUUUUAUACUUUUUAUUUGUAUUAAUUUUUAUAUUUUUACUUGGCUGAUUAAGAGACUUAUUAGAGAUCAUUGGCGCUAUUUUACAAAUGACUUGUUUUAAGUUUUGUUUUUGAAGUAGGUAGCAUUCCACCAGCCUCUAAAUGAAGAAAAAAUACUGAUUUCUAUCUAAUUACUUCAAAGUUCCCCAGAUAUUUUCACCAGGUGUAUAUCUCUGAACAAGCCCGAGAAUCUAAUGUGAUAUUUGCGAUACUUAAUCAUUUUUUCCGUUCCUUCUCUCUCAAUCGCACUCAUACCGUACUUGAAUGUAAUAAUAAAUAUGUACCCCAUUAACUUUCUCGUUCCGACUUUCUGGUAAAAAAAGUGCUCACAAAUUAAUAAAUCAUUUUUAAGGUCCCAAGCAAGUGUAUCUAUACUUGUCUAAUUGGGAUAUAUAAAACGCAUAUUUAUACAUGUAUAUUUCGUACCAUAUCACAAUAUUUUUUUCAGCCAGACGGAACUACAAUUUUAAGGACUGAUGAACUGACAAAUUUGUAAAAACAAAAUGAUUGAUUACUUAAUAAUUUAUAAGCUGAUUGAAUUAGUUGUUUUCAGUAGCAUUACCAAACUUAAUGUACAAAAUGCGAGUGUAAUGAGCAUAUAUGAUUCGAACUGAAACGAUACCGUAUUUUCGUUAAUUUUUUUUUCGUUCAUUAUAUGUAAUUUAUAUACUGAGUUAUGCAUUAAUUUUUUGAGGUGUGUGCGACAUCGCUCAUCACUAUGUAUGAAAGUGAUUUGAAAACUAAUUGAAACGAAUAAAAAGAAGUUUUAUUCCUA
Messenger RNA from Copidosoma floridanum, 2860 nucleotides. RefSeq names its product protein ST7 homolog. Gene Ontology annotation, molecular function: protein binding. The record is from RefSeq and is a predicted model, not a curated record. NCBI's taxonomy places the organism in Eukaryota, Metazoa, Arthropoda, Insecta, Hymenoptera, Encyrtidae.